AUGUCUGCCGACAAUGUAACGGAACGGGAUGAAAAGGCAGAGCCCAAGGCUUGCACCUCUCGGCGACUGACGGAUAAAAACGUCUCCGCAGAGGUGGUCACCGAAAUCGAGGGGUUCCGAGUGUUUGGUCUGUCCUCAGAAGACAUAGAUUUCUACAAUGGUUUCAAUGCCGAGAAGCGAAAGCGUGUUGUACGCAAGAUCGACCUCCGCCUUAUUCCCGUGUUGACCAUCCUAUACUUGAUAGCCCACAUUGACAGAGCCAAUAUUGGCAAUGCCAAGAUCGAGGGCUUAAUUGAGGAUCUGGGGCUCACGGGCACCCAAUACAAUGUCGCCCUGACAGCGUUCUUCCCUCCUUACAUCCUGUUCAUGUUGCCAAGUAACAUCCUACUGAGAAAAUUCCGCCGGCCGUCUCUCUACAUUGGGACGUUGAUUUCAAUCUGGGGCACAGUUGUGACCUGCACCGGCUUGGUUCGCAAUUUCCCUCAGCUCGUCGUGGCUCGGUGUUUGUUAGGGCUCUUCGAAACUGGCUUCUUCCCAGCAGCAGUCUAUAUCUGCAGCCGAUGGUACAUGCCAAGAGAUUUAGCAAGUCGCGUCUCUUACUUCUACUGCGCGUCUGCUUUCUCAGGGGCUUUCUCAGGACUCCUAGCUGGUGCCAUUGCCCAGUUAGAUGGUCGCGCUGGUUACCAUGGUUGGCAGUGGAUUUUCCUGGUCGAAGGCCUAUUUACCGUGGGUCUCGGAUUAGCCUGUCUCUAUCUCUUGAUUGACUCGCCGAAUUUGUCACGCAAAUGGCUCAACGCAGACGAGGCCCGGUUUCUUAACCUCCAGAGCUUUAUCAAACAAGGCGGAAAGCUGCAGUGGAUUCAGGAACAGCGGGGUCAAUUGUGGAGGGAUGUCAAGGAUGUCCUGAUGAACUGGCGGCUUUAUGUGCAUGGCUCGUUCCUAAUCGUCAACACAUCAUGCUCGUAUGGAAUAAAAUUCACCCUCCCCACCAUCAUGAAGGCCAUGGGACACAGCACCAUGAACGCUCAAUUCUUGUCUGCGGCACCUUAUGUUGCGGGAGCCUUUUCUGCUCUCCUCUGCGGCAAGCUGUCUGACCGCUUCAACUGGAGAAUGCCUUUUAUCGCAAUCCCCGGCGCUUUCAUCUUGAUCGGGUACUCCGUAAUGCUAUCCCUCAACGGAGCACUCGCCACCAACGCCCACGCCGUCUGGCCUGCAAUCGUCCUGGCCAUGAUAGGCAUUUAUCCGAUCCAGCCCGCAACUCAGGCAUGGAAUGCGAACAAUAUCGCUCCAUCCAGCCGAAGGGCAGUCGGUGUGGCCCUGACGAACUCGGUUGGGAACAUUGGCGGCAUCAUUGGUAGCUUCAUGUACUUGGAAAGCCAAGCCCCGCGUUACGAGACCGGCUUUGGGCUGAGUCUGGCUCUCGGGGCUUACGCUUUGCUUGCGGCCUUGCUGUUGGAGUGGAAUUACAUAAUCACUAAUGCAAAGAAGCAAAGGAUGGCUGCGGACGGUUCGCAGGGCGAUGCAGAUUUGCUGGCUAUGGGGGACAAGAGCCCGCUGUUCAAACAUGUGCUGUAA
Messenger RNA from Diaporthe batatas, 1575 nucleotides. RefSeq lists its product as uncharacterized. Gene Ontology annotation, biological process: transmembrane transport. Gene Ontology annotation, cellular component: membrane. Gene Ontology annotation, molecular function: transmembrane transporter activity. The record is from RefSeq and is a predicted model, not a curated record. The transcript is spliced from 4 exons. The coding region runs from base 1 to 1575 and encodes 524 amino acids. Lineage: Eukaryota; Fungi; Ascomycota; Sordariomycetes; Diaporthales; Diaporthaceae.